AUGGUCGGCGUCGUGAUAUAUCCCUCAUUGUCGGGCACGGCCGAUCUGUCUAGGGUCGAGGCGCCCGUCACCUUCAAGGCUUACCUGCUCUGCGCCUUUGCCGCCUUUGGCGGAAUAUUCUUCGGAUAUGAUACGGGCUGGAUGUCGGGCGUGCUCGGCAUGCCCUUCUUCAUUACUCAAUACACAGGACUCCAAUAUGACUACGAGACCGGACAGCCGAUCGGCGUCAGCCCGACCGAGUUCGCCCUGCCGUCGUCGACCAAGUCGCUCAUGACCUCGAUCCUGUCCUGCGGCACCUUCUUCGGCGCCCUGAUCGCCGGCGAUGUUGCCGACUUUAUCGGGCGCCGCCCGACCAUCAUCAUCGGCUGCGGCGUGUUCUCUGUGGGCUGUAUUCUUGAGAUCGCGUCGACAAAUCAGGUGGUGCUCUUCGUCAUGGGCCGCCUGGUCUCGGGUCUGGGCGUGGGUUUCAUCUCUGCGACCAUUCUAUUGUACAUGGCGGAGGUUGCGCCGAGGAGGGUUCGAGGCGCGCUGGUCUCGGGGUAUCAGUUCUGCAUCACGUUGGGGAUACUGCUGGCGAAUUGCGUCGUCUAUGCGACCGCCAACCGCAACGACACCGGCUCCUACCGCAUCCCAGUUGGUAUCCAGUUCUUGUGGGCGCUGAUCUUGGGAAUCGGGCUGUUUAUCCUUCCCGAAUCGCCACGCUUUCACGUCAUGAAGGGUAAAAUCAACGCGGCGGUACACGACCUGUCGCUGGUGCGCGGCCAGCCGAUCGAGUCCGACUACAUCAAGGACGAGCUCGCCGAGAUUGUUGCCAACCACGAAUACGAAAUGCAGGUCAUCCCGCAGACGAGCUACAUCGGAUCGUGGAUGGCUUGCUUCCAGGGGUCCCUGUCUAAACGCAACGGCAACCUCCGGCGCACCAUUCUGGGGACUGGCAUCCAGAUGAUGCAGCAACUCACCGGCGUAAACUUCAUCUUCUACUUCGGCACCACCUUCUUCCAGCAGCUCGGCACGAUCGGCAACCCAUUCUUCAUCUCGCUCGUCACGACGCUCGUCAACGUGGUCUCGACGCCCAUCUCCUUCUGGGCGAUCGAGUACCUGGGCCGGCGGCCGCUGCUCAACUGGGGCGCGGUGGGGAUGGUGGUGUCGCAGUUCAUCGUGGCGAUCGUGGGCGUGACGGCGGGGCGGGCCCAGGAGAACAACGACGCGGCGGUGCGGGCCAUGAUCGCCUUCAUCUGCAUCUACAUCUUCUUCUUCGCGGCGACGUGGGGCCCCGUCGGCUGGGUCAUCGUGGGCGAGUGCUUCCCGCUGCCGAUCCGCUCGCGCGGCGUCGGCCUCUCCACGGCCUCCAACUGGUUCUGGAACUGCAUCAUCGCCGUCAUCACCCCCUACAUGGUCGGCAACGAGCCCGGCUCGGCCGACCUCGGGCCCCGCGUCUUCUUCAUCUGGGGCUCCCUGUGCGUGCUCUCGCUGGCGUUUGCGUAUUUUCUCGUCCCCGAGAUGAAGGGCCUCACCCUCGAGCAGAUCGACACCAUGAUGGCCCAGACCACGCCGCGCAAGUCGGGCGGGUGGACGCCCACGACGACGUUUGCGGCGAGGAUGGGGAGGUCCGUUUCGACCAUUUUGGUGUCGUGCAAACAGACACGCUUUCACAUUGAGAGCCCCAACUACCGUGAGCUCGAUAUUGAAGGCCUCAACAUCACUGUCACAUCCGGUGCCGGCGAGAAGGUGAAAGGCAAAGGCAAGGGAAAGGCCUCUAUCGAGGGAACUGAGAUUCUCAGCAAUGCCAAGCUGCGCUUGAAGGCUGGGAGUCGGUAUGCAUUGGUCGGAAGGAAUGGCUCGGGGAAAUCUACCCUUCUGCGGGCCAUAGCCGACAAACUCAUUCCCGGCAUCCCAGAGCAGACCAGAGUGUCUAUCUUGCAGCAGACGAACAUCAGCGAUGCCAAUACGGACGAUCUCCCCUCUGGAGAAGUUCCGGGCAGCGGCAACGGCCCUACCGUCCUGGAGGAUGUGGUUGAUAAGGCCACAGCCAAAAACAAUCUGGAACAGGAGAUUAAUACACUCUCUGCCGGCAUCAAUAGCACGGACGGUUACGGUGCGCUUCGGUCGCUGCGGAAACUCCGCCAUGAGCGCAUGCAGAAGCGGCUUUUUGUCCUCGACAAAGACGCGAGGUUGAGGAGUGGUGCUCGCGGAAUGCAAGCACGCAAGGCGCUGGUCGAGUACGAGAAAGCAAUUGCUGAGUCUGCUGCACUAAACGAGCAGCCCGCAGAUGACAUCUCGCCCGAAACUCUCAAGGCCGAGACUCAAGAGGCUGUAGACAUGCUCGCCGAUCUCCAGUUGCAGGUCGAGCCGUCCCUGAUGGCCGACAUCGAAUCGCGUGCUAAAAAGAUCCUGACCGGUCUUGGCUUCACUGACACCUACAUGACCAAGAAAGCCGACAGCCUCUCCGGCGGUUGGCGCAUGCGCAGCGCCCUCGCGACGGCGCUCCUACAGGAGACUGACAUCCUAAUUCUGGACGAACCCACCAACUUCCUCGACCUACUGGGAAUCAUCUGGCUGCAGCGCUUCCUGCAGAGUCUCGAAGACCUGCCGGCCCCGCCCACGCUCAUCCUCGUGUCCCACGACCGCGACUUCGCUAGUUCUGUUUGUACCGACCUGCUGAUCGUCAAGGACAAGGACCUCACCUACUUCCAUGGCGACCUACCAACCUACGAGGCCUCUCGUGCCGAGAAGAAGCUGUACCUCACCAAGAUGAAAGAGGCCCAGGAGAAGCAAAAGGCGCACAUGCAGGAGUCGAUCCGGCAGAACAUGGCGCAAGGCCGCAAGAACGACGACCAGAACAAGAUGCGGCAGGCCAAGUCGCGCCAGAAGCGCCUCGACGAUCGCAUGGGCAUGCAGGUCAACGAGAAGGGCGGCCGCUUCAAGCUGAACCGCGACCUGCCGGGCUACCACUACGGCGCGCGCGACGAGAUCGCCAUCCCGCAGGACGAGAAGCCCGUGACCAUCGCCCUGCCGGACCCGACCGGCCUGCGCUUCCCCGGCGCCCUGAUCUCGCUCGAGAACGUUUCCUUCCCCCCGUCAACAAAACCACCCCCCACCCUGCAGGACGUAACCCUCACCGUCAGCGAGGGCGACCGCGUCGGCAUCCUCGGCCUGAACGGCGCGGGCAAAUCAACCCUGAUCCGCCUCCUCGUCGGCGGCAGCGCCGACCCACCACCGCCCGGCUCGACCCAGACCGGCACCGUCACAGCCCACCCGCGGCUCAAGCUGUCCUACUACUCGCAGCACGCGGUCGAGGCGCUGCAGACGCUGGGGCAGGAAGACGCCGCGCUGACGGCGCUGGCGCUGCUGACGCGCGAGGUCGACGGCGCGCUCGAAGAGGGCCAGCUGCGCGCCCUGCUGGGGUCGUUGGGUCUCCCGGGAAGGACCGCGUCCGAUGUGCCGCUGCGCAAGUUGUCGGGUGGUCAGCUGGUGCGGUGUGAGUUGGCGCGGUUGCUGUGGCGGGGGCCGGGGUUGUUGGUGCUGGAUGAGGUGACGACGCAUUUGGAUUACGAGACGGUUUCGGCGCUGAGGGAGGCGUUGAGGGGGUGGAAGGGGGCCGUGAUAUUGGUUUCUCACGACAGGUGGUUUAUGAGGGGGGUGGUGGAGGGGUUGGUGGAUGAUGAGGAGGGGAGUGAGGCGGAGGAGGAGGAGGAUGAGGAGGAGGGGUUGAGGAGGAGGGUGGUGUAUAAACUGGCGGCGGGGAAGUUAACUGUUCUGGAGAGGGGGGUCGACCAGUUCGAGGAGGGGAUGGAGAAGCAGGUGAAGAAGCUGAUGGGCGAAUAA
Messenger RNA from Chaetomium fimeti, 3825 nucleotides. Its product is annotated as putative transporter protein. Gene Ontology annotation, molecular function: ATP binding; carbohydrate:proton symporter activity; ATP hydrolysis activity. Bases 1 to 3825 code for a protein of 1274 amino acids. Gene Ontology annotation, biological process: carbohydrate transport; transmembrane transport. Gene Ontology annotation, cellular component: membrane. The record is from RefSeq and is a predicted model, not a curated record. The transcript is spliced from 10 exons. NCBI's taxonomy places the organism in Eukaryota, Fungi, Ascomycota, Sordariomycetes, Sordariales, Chaetomiaceae.